CCUCUCCAGAUUUAGGAAGCCCGGUCAGGCAGCCAUGGACUGGCACAAUGACACAAGCCAUGCUCUGGACUCACCGCCGACCACCUGCGUCUACCGAGAAAACUUCAAGCGACUACUGCUGCCACCUGUGUACUCGGUGGUGCUGGCGGCUGGCCUGCCGCUGAAUAUCUGUGUCAUCGCCCAGAUCUGCACGUCCCGCCGGGCCUUGACCCGCACGGCUGUGUACACCCUGAACCUGGCCCUGGCUGACCUGCUGUACGCCUGCUCCCUGCCCCUGCUCAUCUACAACUAUGCCCGAGGUGACCACUGGCCCUUCGGUGACCUCACCUGCCGCCUGGUGCGCUUCCUCUUCUAUGCUAACCUACAUGGCAGCAUCCUCUUCCUCACCUGCAUCAGUUUCCAGCGCUACCUGGGCAUCUGCCACCCUCUGGCCCCCUGGCACAAGCGUGGGGGUCGCCGGGCUGCCUGGGUAGUGUGUGGGGCCGUGUGGCUGGCCGUGACAACCCAGUGCCUGCCCACAGCCUUCUUUGCCGCCACAGGCAUCCAGCGCAAUCGCACCGUCUGUUACGACCUGAGCCCACCUGCCCUGGCCAUGCGAUACUUGCCCUAUGGCAUGGCCCUCACAGUCGUCGGCUUCCUGCUGCCCUUUGCCGCCCUGCUGGCCUGCUACUGCCGUCUGGCCCGCCGUCUGUGUCGCCAGGACGGCCCGGCAGGGCCUGUGGCCCAGGAGCGGCGUGGCAAGGCAGCCCGCAUGGCUGUGGUGGUGGCAGCCGCCUUUGCCAUCAGCUUCCUGCCUUUCCACAUCACCAAGACAGCCUAUCUGGCAGUGCGCUCUACGCCCGGUGUCUCCUGCCCGGUGCUGGAGGCCUUUGCAGCUGCCUACAAAGGCACGCGGCCCUUCGCCAGUGCCAACAGUGUGCUGGAUCCCAUUCUCUUCUACUUCACCCAGAAGAAGUUCCGCCGGCGGCCACAUGAACUGCUACAGAAACUCACAGCCAAGUGGAAGCGGCAGGGUGGCUGAG
This is a messenger RNA of Miniopterus natalensis, 1022 nucleotides long. It is a transcript of the gene P2RY6, whose product is annotated as pyrimidinergic receptor P2Y6. The record is from RefSeq and is a predicted model, not a curated record. Gene Ontology annotation, molecular function: G protein-coupled UDP receptor activity; G protein-coupled UTP receptor activity; G protein-coupled ADP receptor activity. Gene Ontology annotation, biological process: G protein-coupled receptor signaling pathway; cellular response to pyrimidine ribonucleotide. Gene Ontology annotation, cellular component: plasma membrane. Lineage: Eukaryota; Metazoa; Chordata; Mammalia; Chiroptera; Miniopteridae.